AUGCCUAAGAGAAAAGCAACACAUGCACAUGUAGGCCCAGCACGUGGCGAUAGGCCCAAGCUGAUACAGGCGACAACGCCGGCACCAGCAGAGCCUCCGGUCCCAGCGCUCGGCCUCGCCGACGAACAACUUCGUCACUUAGCUGAGGAAGUUGCCUCGAGGAUUGAGCCAAGAAUCGGUGCCCCCUCAGCAGGCAACACCCCCUCGAUGGUUAACAUCCCCACAAUGGAUAACAUCCCCGCAAACCUAAGUGACCCCUUUGAGCCAGAGCCAGAUCUGCAGACACCCAGCAGGCACUGCGACCACAAGCACCGGGAACAGCCCCCAGUCGCAUGCCAGCCACAACCACCAAGCCACUUAGACACCCUUACUAUUGCCGCUACCCCAAUAGAUGUUAAUAAAUUACGAGAACUUUUACUAACAUACCCCAAUACACUGGCUGCACAUAACUAAUUCAGGGUUUUUCUACAGGGUUCAAACUGUGUUAUGAGGGUCCUAGAAUUUCUACAACUUGUCAUAAUCUCAAAUCCCUAA
Magallana angulata is the source of this 534-nucleotide messenger RNA. RefSeq lists its product as uncharacterized. The record is from RefSeq and is a predicted model, not a curated record. Lineage: Eukaryota; Metazoa; Mollusca; Bivalvia; Ostreida; Ostreidae.